Rotaria sp. Silwood2 is the source of this 4800-nucleotide messenger RNA. The record is from the annotation of a GenBank genome assembly. NCBI's taxonomy places the organism in Eukaryota, Metazoa, Rotifera, Eurotatoria, Philodinida, Philodinidae.
AUGCGAGCUGGUGCAACUGGCAGACCAAAAACAAAAAGAACAAAUUGUGUACAACGUCGUAUUACUACUCUUGCUGAUCAUUAUUCAAAUGAUGAAAUCAAUUUAGGAGAAUAUUUAGAGGGCAUUGGUUUUAAAUCAGUAUUUAUGAUAUCCUAUUGUCCAGAGAUUUAUUCAGGAGCGUAUCAAUUUUGUUUUGAUACUAUGAAUGGUACUCAACAAAUUGGUUAUAUUCGACCAAUUUGGUUGGAUAAACCCACGGAAGUAUUACCAACGCGUAAUGAAUGGUUAACAUGUAUACGUCUACCGAUCAAACAAGAUAAACAAGGUGAUGGACUUCAAAGAAAUUUCGAUGAUAUUCAGCCAAUACUUUUAUUAUUCUUGAACCGUCUUCGACAAAUUGAAAUCAUACAUGAAAAUAAUAAUCGUCUUGUUAGUAUUUGCAGUCAGUUUACUCGAAUCGAUCAUGCACAAGGACAAAUUAUCGAAUUACAAGAACGAACAACACAAACAGCAACUGUCAUGAAACAAUUUUGGCUCGUUAUGAAAUUGAGCGAAGUGAAAUGUGAUGUUGAAUCCACAACUAUCGCCAUAGCUUAUCCAUUGAAUCCUAUUGAUCAAUGUUCAUCUCAUCAAAUACUUUCGACACAACCAUUAUUUGCUUAUUUACCACUACGUUCGUAUGGUUUUCGCUUUAUUUUACAAGCUGAUUUUGAAAUUACGGCAUCACGACAAGAAAUUCUACGUGAUAAUCGAUGGAAUGAUUGGUUAAAAUCUGAAAUGAUUCAAUUAUUUCCAUUAACCUAUGAACGAUUUCAACAUUUGCCUACUCUACUUGCUCAAUGUAAAUUCGAUUUUCAUCAAACACCCACUAAUCCAUUAACAAAAAUUCAAACUUUAAAAUAUUUUCUUAAAUUAAUACCAACACGAAAUGAAAUCGAUCCCUAUUUUAAUAUAUUUGUUGAUAAAAGUAUUCAAUGUUUGAUGGGUAUUAUUCGUUUACCUGUAUUUUGUCAUGAUGAUGAUGAUGAUGAUGACGAACAACACAUUGAUUGGGUUCUACCAUCACAAUGUGUUCUUAUUCAAUGUGACGAACAAAUUCUAAUCAAAUUAGGUUGUCAUCGAUUAGAUUUUGGCGAUAUUCUUAAAUUAAUCCGUACGUUAUAUAAACAAAAUGAUCAAGUACAUUCAACAAAAACUACCAACAUUGAACAAAUUGCACAAUGGCUUCUUUGUAUCGAUUAUAGUCUACAACAAGAACGUGAACGACCUGGUUUUAAUAAUGAUGACGAUAAUGAUGAAAACGAAAUGACAACGAUGAAUGAAUUAAAACAAUUAAAAAUCAUACCAUUACGACAUCAAUCACGAUUAGUAUCAUUUGAUGAAUUCGAAGAACGAACAAUUUUAUUUCCAUUAGAUAAAUCAAUUAAAUUCGAGAAACAUCUUAAAAUUAUUCUAGAUGAUUUACCAACAAUUGACAAUCGUCUACUUGAUUAUAUCGAAGAUAAAUAUCCACGACGUAUUGAUUCAGUUAAAACAUUACUUACCAAUUUAGGUCUGUGUGAUGCACGAAAUAUUCGACGAAUUUAUUCGAGUCAUAUUUUACCUGUAAUCAAUGAUGAUAGUCAAUGGUCAAAAAAGUCCAAUGCAAUACUUAUCGCAUAUCUUAUUUGUAUUUAUAAAGAACUUUAUGCACCAAAUCCUGAAACGUUUACAUAUGAAAUGGAAAAAUUAAAGACAAAAAUGAUUAUUAAAACACGUGAUGGUAAAUUCGUUCGACUUGAUAUUGAUAAAACGAUUAUUCAUUUAACAUCUUUAUAUGGUUGUUCAAAAUCACUUGAAUAUUUAAAACUUUCUAAUCAUCAAUUUACAUUUAUUUCAAAUGAUUAUAUUCAACAAUAUCAAAAUGAAUUAUUCUAUCACGAUAGAGAAAAACAAAAAUUUGUUAUAUUUCUCAAUGAAUUAAAUCUCUAUGAUUUCUUUCAAAUGAAAUAUAUUGAUAAAGGCUUUAUAAAUGUUGAAAAACUUGUUGAUAGUCCAUGGGCAAAUGAAAUAUCAUCAAUAUCCGAACUUAUCCAUGAACCAUUUAUUAUAAAAGAUUGGUAUUCGGAUGAAUUCGAAAGACUUAUCUCAUCGAAAGACAAUGAUAUUCAACAAUGUAUUCAACUUCUACUCUAUCUUCAUCAACAUCAUAAAUCAAUUGCAAUGUACUAUGUAGCUUCGGUGAUUUGUACUCGUACACGAUAUAUGAAUAUGCCGCCAAUAAAAGGUGUCGAAUCGUCAUUUCUUCGAUUACUUCGACAACAUUCUUGGAUACCUGUUGUUGGUGGAAAACUAUUUAAACCGACGGAUGUCUAUUGUCUAAAAUCGAAUCAUCAAUUUCAUCGUUAUGUGCCACAUGUAGAUCUUGUCAAAGUACCAUUGAAAGAUGUAGAUUUUAUGUUUAAUAUUCUUGGACUUAGAAAAGAAAUAACAUCUAUGACAAUGUUUGAAUUAUUUAUGAAAUGGUCUUGUAAUUUAGAUCGAGAUUCUCUCUAUCAUAUUAUCAAUUUUCAUGUUAAUUUACCUGAAAAUGAAACAAUACCGUGUACUAUGUUGCGAACAACACGUCAAUCAUGUUUAGAUAAGAUUGAAAAUAUUUGUCAAGUAUAUCAAACAAUAAUUUCCAAUAAUCAAACUCAUCGAUUACUUCUUCGUUUUCGUCUAUGGUCAAUUGUAUUCGUACCACGAACGGGAAACUUAGGCGAUUUUCUAUACGUUGAUGAAGUCAUUUGGCAUGAUCCGCAUUCACUUUUAGAUAUAACAAAUAAUACAACGUUGACUAGUCGAAAUUCAUCUAUGCAAUAUACGUUUAUUCGACCUUAUUACGGACAAAAUCCGACAUUGUCAUCGUUUUUUAUUGAUCUACUUCAUGUUAAACAGCAACCAACACUUGAAGAUUAUCUUCCAUUAUUAUCAAAUGUAAUUAAUAGAAAAAAAGAAUAUAUUUGGCGAUGUAUCGAUGUUAUAACACGUCUUGCAUUUGCUCAAAAUAAGCAAACAUUAGUUCGAGAUAAAUGUGCCAACUGGGCUUUUAUUCCUUCUUUUAGUACAAAGAGUCAAUUUUGUAAAUAUAACGAUCCAAUUUUCUAUCCACAUGAUUUGGAUAUUGCUCGUCUAUUUAUCGACGCAUUGUUAAUUAUUAAUCCAUCAAAUAAAGUGUGUACUCCAGCGUUUAAAAAUAUGUUCUGUUCAAUGUUCAAAAUUCGAAAUCUUGGUGAUAUCAUUAAGAUUGUCGCUCAUGGUGAUAAUGAAUAUCCAUCUGUUGAGUUAACUGAUUUUUAUUCACAUACAAUAGAUCUUAUUCAAUCGUUUUUAAUUAAAAACAAUGGUCUAAUCGAAACACGAUCGAAUUAUUUUCAAUCAGUUUUUGUUCGAAUGAAAAUUGUCUAUGUUCAUCGAAUUCAUUUCUCUUAUUCCUACAAUGAAAAUAUCAUACGAACUUUGAUAUCAUCGACAAUCCAUUCGUCGUAUAUUGAUGAAUCUGAAGGAAAGUUUUUCAUUUUAAAAAUAAUCGACAAACCAGAAAAACAUAUCAAUACAAUGGUAAAUUAUUUAGUUGACAAUGAAUUAAUGCGUCCUAAACUCGCAGAAUUUAUUAAAAAUCUUUAUCAAUCUUAUCAACAUAAUGGAGACGAAGGUCUGAUUAAUUUUCGGAAAAGCUUACCUUCAUCAGCUGAUACUUCCAAAUGGAUGAUUCCAUCGAUUUUCAAACAACCUAACCAAUCAUUAUUAGAACAAGAAAACGAUGAUGAACUACAAAGAAGCAUCAAUAAUGCAUCGGUUAACAUUGCAAAUGAAGCUAUUGAAAACAUGAAAAAUGAAUCAAGUUGUUUUUCAUUAAAUAUUCAACAUAAUAAAGCAGAUACAGACGGAUCGAAGCCACUUGUUAGUUUUCCUGUUAAGCCAGGAACGUUAGGAUUGCAUUUACCAUUGAAUGGAGCUUCACACGAGAGAAAAUCACAAUCAGGCAGCAUUACACAAGAAAAACUAUCUGAAUCACAUGAUGAUAAAGUGCAUUCGUCUAUAUCGACAGCAAUGCCCAAAAAUUCUCACGGAAAAAAUGAAAACGAUCAAGAUGAAAAGAAAGAUAAGGAUGUCGAACAAAAUUUAAAGACUAACAACAAUGAACAUAUUGAACAAAAGAAAACAACUGAUGAUAAAAAAUCACGACAAAAUAAUUCCAUCAAUAGCAAAAAUAAUGCUCAGAAACAAUCAAGUGAGAGAGAACGUUCAUUUGAUCGAACUUUAACAAUUCGAAACAUUUCUUCGUCCAUUUUUGAAUGCAUUCGUGUUUCAAAUAUACGUGAUUUCGAUAUUUCAGUAUCGAAUGUAUUGGCUACACUAAACAAUCCCAGCUCAAGCAAUUCAGAAGACGAUCUUAAAACGGGUCGAUCUGGUGAAUGUUUCGUCUUUCGAUAUCUUCAAUGGAAAUAUCCCGAUGAACAAAUCGAAUGGAUGAAUCAACAUCAAGAAUCUGGUCGGCCAUAUGAUAUUCGACUUGUACACAAAGAGAAUAAUAAGGAAACAGAAUUAAUCGAAGUCAAAACUACUCGAUCGUGCAAUAAAAAUACUUUUCAAGUGUCCAUUAGUGAAAUUGAAUGUUUACUAGAAAAUCCAAACAACUAUUCAAUCUAUCGUGUUUACUAUAACGAUGAUGAAAAAUCAUCAACAAUUACAAUUCUAAAUCAAGUUAAAGUUCAUUUACAAAAGAAAGAUCUUGUACUUUCAAUGUCUAUUAUGGCAAAAUCAAGCGAAACAUGA